GGUUUUCAGUGUUUCACAUCUUAUGUAAUGGUGCAGGUUCAACUACUUCAGAGGUUGUGUAUUGAAAACAUAAUAAAACACUGGACCUACUUCACCAGUUUAAAAGAUUUCACCCUACCAAAGCAUUUUCUCAUUGACUUCCUGGAAUGCUGUGUAGAAAACAAGGAGAUACCAAUCAUCCAUCAGGUGCUCCUGAAUCCACAGCUGUUACUUGACUUGGUGGAAACGAAGGACUAUGACGUAAACCUUUACACAAGCACACGUCUCUUAGUCGACAACAACAUUCCAAUCCACAACGAAAUAUCCAAAAUGUUUAUUCAGGAAAAAACUUCUGGGACGAUUCAAGGUGGGAAAAAGGACAGCUCGAGACUAAUCAAAGUGUGUGAGUUCCUAAUAGACUGUGGAUGGCACAAGGCUGCUGGCGAGCUUUUAAACCAUCUUUACCAAACGAUGAACCCAUUAUCAGAGAGACACAACGUUUUAGUUGUUCUUACCCAUCUCAUUUCAACACACAUUGCGGAAUGCAAGUUUACUAAAGCAAAGGAAGCAUUUGUAAAAGCGAGUACGUUCUAUGAUACGUCAAAAGACAAGCGGUUCAACGCUGGUUUAUUGUAUGCAGAAGAGGCAUACAGGCACUAUUGUCUGAGUAACUUUGCGGAGGCAGAUGACUGGGCUGACAGGGCUUUACUCGAGGUCAACGAGAACCUUAACACAGCCUCCUGUAUCACAGUCCUGCGUCGCACCGCUAAAGUCUACAUCAAUACGCGCAGAUUUACGUGCGCGGAGGUACUGAUAAAACACGCGGUGGAGUUGGCUGGCUCGCUCUACGGCAGCAACCACCCCCUCUACGCAGACACACUGCAAGACUACGGGUUCUGUUUACUGCACCUUGAUCUUGUUUCACAGUGCGUUGAGGUGUACAUGAAAGCAGUAGAUAUAAUAGACAAAGUGUUCGGAGAGAAUAACAUCAAGACAGCAGUAGCACACGAAGACCUAGCUUACGCAACCUACGUUUACGACUACAACUACGGGAACUAUGAGAAAUCACUAGCGCACAGCAACAUUAGCGUGCGCAUUGUUAACAAACUGCUGGAUCCGGAUCAUUUGUUGCACGCCAGCACGAGCAGGUUGCGUGCCCUGAUCCUGGAGGAGCUCGCGUUCGAUGAGACGAGUUCUAGGAAGAAGGAGAGACUGUUAAGAGAAGCCCAAGAACUGCACAACAAGUCACUGAAGCUGUGUCGGUCUGUGCUGGGGGAGGACAACAUCCAGACAGCAAAACACUACGGUAACCUGGGGAGACUUUAUCAGAGCAUGAAGAUGUACAAACCUGCUGAGAAGAUGCAUCGUAGAGCUAUCAAGAUAAAGGAAUCCCUGCUCGGACCGGAUAACUUUGAGCUGGCACUGUCUCUGGGCCACUUAGCGAGUCUCUACAACUAUGACAUGCGGCGUUUUGACGACGCACUGCCGCUCUACCUGCGCUCUAUAGAUAUUGCGCUCAAGAUGUUCGGGCCUGCUUUCAGUGGGUUGGAGUACGAUUACCGGGGUCUUAUUUACCUUUAUACUGCUACCAAUCAGUCGGACGAGUGUAUGAAGUACCUAAUAAAGCUACAAGACUGGAUAGACCUCCGCCAGACAGGUUCAGCUAACCCCACUCCGGGUAGCUCACUUACAAGUGCUGCCCACUCAGGGCAGUCAACUAAACAGGUGCUAAAGGCUGUGUUUGUGGAGGAGACUCAGUGAUGUCCCUUUAACACAGAGACAAUAACAGAGACUGUAAAAGCGCAGGCAGCUUGUGUGUGGUGUGGUGUGUGGAUCUGCAGUGCUAGUGUGCAGUAGUGUGUGAUAAAUUAAGACAGUGUGUGAAUAGUGGUGGAGGUUGGUUGGUUCUGACUUGUUGAAUUUCGUGAAAAAGUUCAUGUAAAAUGUAAAUGUUGAUGUAAAAUGGGGCAGGAAACUGUUCUGAACCAACUGAAUUUCAUCAGAGUGACAGAAUAUAUAGUGUGUGUUUUGAAAGGUUGGAUUUAAGUUACUCUUGGAAAAGGCUUGGGUUUUCAAUUAUAUGUCGUGUUUUUUAAUAAAAUGUUUUGUAAAAAACUGUAAGUGAUGAAACAAACGGGCUAUGUGCCACGGGUCUUGUAUAAUAUUACCAAUUCGGAUAAUAUAAAAAUAUAGAUAUAAUUUUUAAAUUUUCCAAAUAUUUUACCCGUUGCAGACCCUGGUACAAUUAAUUGACUAUAAUCAGAUGUUGUGAAUGUUUUUUUAGAAAAGUUUACAACAUGCGUAAUACACGUUCAUAUUUUCCUUUAAUAAUAGUAGAAUCUAGUAAGUAGCCGAUAAGGAGUGUAAAUAUGUGACGACAAGUGACGAACUAAUGUGCAUAUUUGUAGCAUUAAUAAUAUACUUAGUUGAGCCACUAACGAUAGAGAAACUGACGUUAAAACUAUUUUCCUGAAAUUUGUUCAAAAUUUUUGAUGUUUGUUUCCUUAUCUUCGCAUUCCUAAUAUGAAUAAUAUGUAAUUUUUUCGUGUUAGAUUGGAUUGUUUGUAAUAAAUUUAGAUUGUUUUCGAUAAUUGAUUAUUAUUAUUUACGCUUUAAAACUGAAGUAAAAUAAAGCUAUGCUUUGUUUUUAAAGUUAAAUUAUUAUUAUUAAAUGUAGCAAUUGGUUAAAUGAACGUCAGUUUUAACCUUUUGUUUUUACUACCUUGUUAAAAUUGUUGUGUGAGCUUAAUUAUAUGAUGUUAUUGACUCAACUCGAGAGAUACUAUUAGUACAUUAAGCAGUUCAAUCGGUAUUUUAACAAAAUAUUAACAUUAUUCGUGGUUAAGCUACAUUCCUUACAAGAAAAGUAGCAAAUUGCAUUCAUGUUUAAACCGAUUGAAGGGGAGACAGCAAGGAUGGUAGCAAUCUGUUCCGUAUCUUCCCGGUUACUAUUCUUGUUUCAUAUCAAUAACAAUUUAAUCGAAUAUAGUAAACCUAAUUGAACUGUUUAUUGGAAAACUAGUUUACACUUUUCAAACGAUCAAGAUUUCAACGCCUGUUAUCCUGGCUAAUGACAAUUACUAAAAAGGUCGAUGUGUCAAGUGUCACAUUCCUAUGAUAUAUUACAAAAA
Bolinopsis microptera is the source of this 3110-nucleotide messenger RNA. Its product is annotated as amyloid protein-binding protein 2-like. Bases 28 to 1740 code for a protein of 570 amino acids. The transcript is spliced from 8 exons. Gene Ontology annotation, biological process: intracellular protein transport; proteasome-mediated ubiquitin-dependent protein catabolic process. Gene Ontology annotation, cellular component: Cul2-RING ubiquitin ligase complex. NCBI's taxonomy places the organism in Eukaryota, Metazoa, Ctenophora, Tentaculata, Lobata, Bolinopsidae. Gene Ontology annotation, molecular function: ubiquitin-like ligase-substrate adaptor activity; protein binding. The record is from RefSeq and is a predicted model, not a curated record.